CAUCUAUCUCUAAGGACAGCAGCGACAGUCUGUGGAUGUCAAGGCACAGGCACACAUACAUGUAUAUAUAGCAGGGCAGUGUCUCAAACUAACCAUAAAACCAAUACUUCAGAUGAAUUCCAUGGAGACCACAGCUUUAAUAAGACUUUUGCUGGGUCUUGUACUGAUAGCCAUGACGGCAAUCCCAUCAUGCUCUGCACAGUGUCAUUAUGACUGGCCGGAAUAUUUCAAGAACCUGACAACAUGUCCCCGGAAAAACCCUAUAGAAAACGGCACUGCUGAAUACCACAUAAAAUGCAACUUUCACGGGCCCGAGAAUGUGACCUUGAGGUGGUACAGGCGCAUGCCAUUUGACCCAGACGGAUAUAACGAUACACUCAUCUCACCAGGGGACAACACCUCACAUAUUCAGACAUUCCAAGAUGGCCGUCUCAUCAUUCGCAACACCAAACUUGCAGAUUCUGGGGAUUAUGUGUGUAAGACAGCAGACCUAGCAAAUGAGGCAUUGGCGGUUGUGAAAGUGUUUGUCAUGCCGGACUAUAUUUUAGAAAGCAUCAUUAUUGGCACCACUUUAGCCGUGUGUAUGGCAAUAUGGCUGACGUGCACCCUCACCCACCAUGUUAAACAGCAGAAACAGUUUAAAAAGCUGAAGGCUUUAACAGAGAAUGUGAGAUAGCAUUUUAAAUUGCUGUGCUCACAGUCAGGAAUUGGCUGACAACUGAGGGGAUAUUGUCAGACUUUCUGUUUUAGACAAACUGAAUUUUACAUUCCUAACACAAGGGUGAAGAGAAGACUGAAUUCUUUGCAAUAGCUCAUCCACAUUAUAAGACCAUUGCCCACAAGUUUUUCACAAAUAGUCAUGCCCAGUGCUUGCCUCUUAGAAAAAUAAGUUGCUGGACCUAAUCCAGCCAUCUUGAAAAGUAGCUUGACUGAAUGUCUGCCGGGUGGGAAAACUGGUUGUGCCAGCUUUCCACAGGUCUUGACUUGCACAAGACAUCAAGUCUACAUUCAUGUUAACUUAGUACUUUAU
This is a messenger RNA of Lingula anatina, 1030 nucleotides long. RefSeq lists its product as uncharacterized. The record is from RefSeq and is a predicted model, not a curated record. NCBI's taxonomy places the organism in Eukaryota, Metazoa, Brachiopoda, Lingulata, Lingulida, Lingulidae.